AUGCCGUUCAGUUUCGCCGUAACAACAGCUGAUUGGGCCGCAGCGGAAAGCAACCGUUUGAAUGGCAUCGCUGGAUUUUAUGAAGAGUCUGCAAUUUGCGGCACAAAAACAUAGCAAACAGCGUCGCAAGGAUCCGGAAGGCACUCCAUACGUGAAUCAUGUGAUAAAUGUUUGCACCAAUCUGGUUGAGGCGGGCAUCGAAGACGAAGCGGUGCUGAUGGCAGCCCUGCUGCACGACGUCGUCGAGGACACGGACACGACCGUUGGCGAUGUGGAGCAGCUAUUUGGCACCGAUGUGGCCAGUCUGGUGCACGAGGUGACCGACGACAAGUCGCUGGAGAAGGCGGAACGCAAGCGCCUGCAAAUCGUAAAUGCCGCAAGGAGCACGCGAAGAGCCAAUUUAAUCAAACUGGCCGAUAAACUUGAUAAUCUGAGAGAUUUACAAAUCAAUACACCACACGGCUGGACAGAGGAGCGUCGCGAGGAGUACUUUGUCUGGGCCAAACAGGUGGUGGACAAUUUACGUGGCACGAAUGAGCAACUGGAGCGGGAACUGGAUGAAAUUUUUAGUCAACGCAAUUUGUUAUAAAUAAUAACGCAACCUUUGGGUAACA
Molecule: messenger RNA, 614 nt
Organism: Drosophila grimshawi
Lineage: Eukaryota; Metazoa; Arthropoda; Insecta; Diptera; Drosophilidae
Gene: Mesh1
Product: guanosine-3',5'-bis(diphosphate) 3'-pyrophosphohydrolase MESH1
Exons: 2
Coding region: 62-589 (175 amino acids)
Molecular function (GO): guanosine-3',5'-bis(diphosphate) 3'-diphosphatase activity
Source: RefSeq, a predicted model, not a curated record